ACAGCUUAGUUCGUGAUAAAUAAUUUGACCGGGUUGAUGAGUGAAGGAGGCUUUAUCCCAUUUUUGACACAUUUUACUGAUUUUUUAAUGUCACCUUUUUUUUUUUUUUAUUUGGCGCAUCCCUCCGCGUGAGCCCCAUUUUGCGGCCGCCUUUUUUUUGACGACGCGAUAAGGGGCCUCUCUUCCACUGAACGGUGGGAAGGUGGGUAAAGCUCUCUGUGACAUGCAUGUGCGGCGGUACACUGGCUCAAUGCGAUCGUCGCUUUGGUUAGCCCUGUGAAAUUGCCAGGCUGACCACCCGUUUGGGGUGAAGCCAAGGGAACGUGCCCCCUAUAUGCGCUGCUCAAAUGAGGGUACACAAAACGCAGGCAUAGUUUUCCAGCCCAUCAUGAGCAGCCCCCCCCACUCUUUUUUUUUUUUAUUUUGACAUCACUUUUGAGAUCCCUUUUGACUGCUGAGAGUGCUCACCAGAUGGAUAUGCCCAAAGGGCAGAAGCCAAGAGAGCGGGAGGGAAAAAACGAAAGGAGCAAUUUGAGGGACAUAGAAGAAGCGAAGAAGAUAAGGAACCAACAAAAUGAAGUGAACUUGAAAAAGUUUUGCGGAAGCACCGAUUUUGUGUUAGACGUACCGAACAUUGACGAGGGGGUAAAAUUCCUAAAGCAUGAUGUAGACAGUGAGAUUCUGCAAUUCAAUUACACGACCAUGCUGUUAAAUGAAAAGGUGGAGAGGUUGAAUGACGUGGAGAGGAACAUACACAUCCCCAUGGACCUCCCCUUUAUGUUUUCCUUUAACAUGCAGAAUAAUGAUGACAUAGGCAGUUGGGUAAGGCAGCAAAAUGAGGAAGAGCAUGGGAGGGUUAGUCAGCGGAUGAUUGGGCAUGGGAAGAAUGCACAUGGGAACACUCCACAUGGGAGGAUUUCACACGGGAACACUGCAAACGUUGGGGGCGCGCAUAGCCUCGUCAACCUAAAUGAUGAGGUGAAGCAGAUCUCCUCCUCCGCCCCGAUAAUCCAAACGUUUGACAGAGACGAUUUGGAGCUUCUCAACAGGGUUGCGCCGCAUUACAUUAGAAGGGUUAGAAGUACCCUUCUGCAGUGUGCAGAAAGGAAAAGCAGAGAUGCACAGGAAAGAAGUUCCCCUAUUGGAAGGAACACACAUGAGCAGGGUGGCAAGGGCUUUGAGAGUGGCGCUUUGGAAAAUGAUGACGGCUCCUCCGAAUUGACGUUGAAAUGUGGGAAAAGGAAAGUACCGUACGAUUGCUACUUUCCACAUCCGCUAAAGAAAGGAACCAAGGUGAAAAAGAUUUACCCCCUUUUGCCCCACAUUGGUGUGUGGAGCAAUAAAUAUAUACAAGGCAUUAUGGAGAUUGGGAAUUCCAGUGACUACAUCAGAAGCAGUGGUGGGGAGGAUGCCAGUAAAUUGCUGAGCAAGGGGGCGAGUGCCACCUCGAACAGUGAGCCGAAGAAGAAAAGCAGCGGUAUGCUCGGGCUGCUGCAUUUGGUGGAGAAGACGCGCGAUAAGCAUCUGUACGGGCUGUACAAGGCGCACGACGUGGGUUGCGACGAGUAUAUUCUGAAUAAGUACCUGCGCAGGGAUGGUUCGGCGCGGAGGAGGUCCAACGGGGUGGCUGCGGUUAGCGCGGUUAGCGCGGUUAGCGGCGGUACGGUUGGCAGCGCUACUGAUCGUGAUGGUGGGGACGCACCCGACCAAGCGAGCGACUCCCCGGCAGCGAAAAAAAAAAUCAGCCUGAGCAAAUUUCUCAUAAAGAAGUACCUCUUCAAGUUAAAAAUGAGGGAGAAGUUAAGGGGUAAGCUGCCCAAGGGGGAAAAGGUGACCCCCCCUGUGAAGAACCAGCAGGAGGAGGAAGACGAAUUGGAAGAAGAAAAAUUUGCUAAGUCAAAAAGUGAAAGAAAUGAAGGAAAUGAAGGAAAUGAAAGAAGCGCAUCGGUCGAAUUGACACACCGGAGCAAGCGUGUAACGUUUAACGAAACAAAUAAGUACGAAUACGUGGAAAAAAAAGGAGAGCGGGGGGAACAUGGCGAGGGAGACGAUACGGUCAUGCAGAAUGUGAGAUGUUCGCAAAGUACCCCUCCUGAUGAUAAUGUAGAGUGCUUCAAAUAUGUGCGGGAUUAUAAAUCGCCAUCUUUUGGGGUGAAUCAAAACGACCCCCUGUCGUACGUCAUAGGGUUUAACAGGCACAACUUGGCUUUCAUGUUCCCGACCCUGUCUAGGAAAAUUAUUUUUUCCAAAACGGGGCAGCAAAAGAGGAAAAAUUAUAUAAUGGUGCGGGAGAAGUAG
Messenger RNA from Plasmodium vivax (malaria parasite P. vivax), 2298 nucleotides. RefSeq lists its product as hypothetical. The transcript has a single exon. Bases 472 to 2298 code for a protein of 608 amino acids. NCBI's taxonomy places the organism in Eukaryota, Apicomplexa, Aconoidasida, Haemosporida, Plasmodiidae. The record is from RefSeq and is a predicted model, not a curated record.